AUGCUCCGGUUCCGCCGUGUGCUCAGGCCGCUCGGGGUCAGACCUGGCGCUCGGGCCUCCGCCCUGCUCCACGCGGGCGCCGAGAUGCCGAAGAAAGCCGGUGCGACGAGCAAGGGCAAAAGCCAGAGCAAGGAGCCAGAGAAACCACUUUCUCCCCUAGGCCCCGUGGCAGUGGAUGCCAAAGGCUGUGUCACCAUAGCCAUCCAUGCCAAACCGGGUUCUAAGCAGAAUGCCGUGACAGAUGUGACGGCUGAAGCUGUCAGCGUGGCCAUCGCAGCGCCUCCCUCGGAGGGAGAGGCCAACGCCGAGCUCUGCCGCUACCUUUCCAAGGUCCUGGGGCUCAGGAAGAGCGAUGUGGUUUUAGAUAAGCUCUGCUGUUCCAGUCCUCCACAAUCGGAGGGGUCGCUGGAGGGCGUUUCAGGUAUUCCUGGUAUUCUUUGUCGUCUUCUGUGA
Molecule: messenger RNA, 453 nt
Organism: Pipistrellus nathusii (Nathusius's pipistrelle)
Lineage: Eukaryota; Metazoa; Chordata; Mammalia; Chiroptera; Vespertilionidae
Source: the annotation of a GenBank genome assembly